Molecule: messenger RNA, 3308 nt
Organism: Xiphias gladius (swordfish)
Lineage: Eukaryota; Metazoa; Chordata; Actinopteri; Istiophoriformes; Xiphiidae
Gene: cep68
Product: centrosomal protein 68
Exons: 9
Coding region: 421-2544 (707 amino acids)
Source: RefSeq, a predicted model, not a curated record
AGGCUGCGACUACACGAAGCCGCCGCUCCCAGCUACGACAACGGGACGCAGCGAGCCAAGCCACGGCGCCGCUUGUCGCAAAGACCCACACUUCCCUCCUUUGUCUCGCCGCGACUGUGAAGCUGCCUCGGCACCUCCGCGAGGCCGAACGCUCGGCGGCAGGCGCCGGGAAAGAGUCGGGUACCAUAAGUGGGACGGCUUUAGCGAGAGGAAGCACGGCUCAGAGGGUCGUGCUGGCGCCGAAUUUACGAGAAGAUCCCAAAGAAGGGUGACACGCCUAGUGGCUCUUCCAUCCGGGCUCCUAUGUGCCUUAACACAGCAGCAUGAAGUUUGUUGUUGAGAAAAAACUGGAUAGAAAACUCUGCCACAACGUUGCAGCUCCUCCAAGUUGACAGGACCUUCCUUAGUCUCCUCUCACCAAUGGAAGCCAAGGGAUGCAGCCAGCGAUGGAAGAUGCAUCUCCCAGAAUUUAAACACAGUAGAAGAUGCUCGAGUUUGACUACAAAAGACAGUGAAAGAGACAAGAAACAGAGAGAGGGAGACAGAGGAGGGCCACACAAAAGUGUUUCUCUGGCGCCUACUUCCAGGUAUCUGACAGACAGACAGUACGUGAUGAGAAAGCCUCUCUUCUCUGCAGAACAGCAUACGUCUAUCUUAAAGAAGACACAUCCACAGAGGCACACACAGGUGAGGAGCACAGAGAAACAGGCAGGUGUUAGCAGUAGAGGACACACUGACAUGAACUUCUUGACCAGACCGAGAGAAGAGCUGACCCCACAGAGCUUCAGCCUCACUCACAGAGACAUCUCACCACCCUCGGCCUCUAGCGAAGACCUCGGCUCACCCUUGGGUGUCUCAGAUCUCAGGAGCAGGCUGUACCAUGAAGAACCCAUUUUUGGAUCACCUUUCUCUGCCAGCAGAUCAGCUCAGCGGAACCUCUCAAGCUCCAUCCUGGAGGCCCAGAGACUAAACCCUCCUCUGAGACCGCAACUGACCUCCACUGUCCUGAAUCCUACAUACACCCCUCGCUCAGAGUACUCAAGGCCAGGCAAGACAGAGAGAAGAGGUAGGGGGGGGACCAAACUAUGCUCUUCUGGAGGACACACAAGUGGUGACCCCAUGUCUCCCUAUCAGGCAAACUACUGGGCCUGUGCCAUCCCUAAAGCUUUGCCUCCAUCUCCAGACAGGCACUCUGCCAGCUGGGAUCCAAACAGGGAGUACCAGGAUUUGCUGGACUACACCUACCCUCUGAGACCAAGACAGGUGAUCAAUGAGUGGGAUAGCUCCGCGCUCAAGGGAGGCUCUCUCCUGCAAACAGACCUGCAGGACUCAGGGAUUGAACUGGACCGCCUUUGUAGCUCCACCAGCCUGUCAGGGUUGGACUUUUCUUUGAACGGCACAGGGCAGUCCAGAGAAACAGGUCCUCUUGGCGCGGGUUAUAGGUCCCCUGACCUGCCAGAGUUUACCAGAUCCUCAGACGGUCUGCCCUCCAGUACCCUGCUCUCCCAAACAGAUCCCGUGGGUUUGGCAUUGGACUGCAGUAAGGACAGAGGUGGACUGAAUUGUUACAAGAGUGAUGAUGAUCACCAACAUCAGCACCAUGUACUGUCCUCCUCCUCCUCCACUGCUUUUAUCCGCUCCACCAGUGUCUUUCCUCAACCUAGGUGUGUAUGUGGGGAGGUGGAUGAGGAGUUUUGGCCUCUUCCAGAGAGGCUGGAGGAGCUGCAGCUGCUGUCCAGACAGGUGAGGGAGGUGACAGCCCGGCUCAGGCCUAUCACAGCCAGCUGGGAGUCUCUGGAGCCAGGCACCCCUUCCAUCCUCUCCUCCAUCGCCCUGCCAGGAAAGCAGGAGGCCGAAGACGAAGAAAAGGACGGCAACAGUCAAGGCACAGAGGAGGGAAAAGAUGAGCUGGGCAGAGAGGAGAGGAACGCCACUCAGACGGCAGCUGGCCACAGGGGCUAUGAGGCAGCGAGGAGGACUUCUGGAGCCUGGCAGGAGCCUGUUAGAGGGGGACUGAGUCGGUCCAGUCUCAGGGAGGUGGAGGCUUUGGUUGAGCAGCUGUGUGGCCUCACCCUGCCUGGCAGCCAGAGGAGCAGCCAGGAGGGCCAAGAGCAAAGUCAUUCCCUGAUGCAGCACAUCCAGGUCUUCUGUUCACACCUGGAGCAGCUCAUCCAGCAGCUGUACACAGUGUCAGAGAAGAUGGAGCUGCUGGCUGCACCCACUGUGGACAUUGACAGUGUGAAGUCGUCUUUGGCUGAGUAUCAGAGUUUCCAGAGAGAGGUGAGCAGCCAUCAGCCCCUGACCUCCUGUGUUCUGCAUGCCGGACAGCUUCUGCUCAGCUGCAUCAACACCACGUCUCCACUUCUAAGAAAUACCCUGCUGCUGGUCGAGAGACAGUGUGAAGCUCUGCAGACCAACACAGAACCCUUGUUCUCCUCCAUCCUGUCUGCCAUGGACAGCCUAACCCAGCCCAGUCACCCCAGUUCACUCCAGUGGUGCAGAGAGGAGGACCCACCUGUGGGCGACCAGAGGUCCACUUUGUAAACAGACUGUAGGACACGUCUGUGUACAAGGACGUGAUUUAUUUCCCUUUUUUUGUCUUUGUUUUCUCAUUUACUUCCAUCAAUUCUGCUUUUUAAUACAAGCUUCUCAUUUAGGAUUCACAAAAAUCACAACUGACUUUUUUAUACAUGUUAGUAUGUUAUGCCAUUCAUUUGGCUGUGAAUGGCAUAACAUGCUGUUCGUUUAUCAUUGUAAUGUCCAGAGAUUUCACAGAAGUUUACUGAAGGAAAUUUUGAGGGACAAGUUUAGUGUCAAAAGUGGACUGAUCAUACUGAAUAAUAUAGGACAUCAAAGUGCUCCUAAAACUCUGUCUGAAGGAUUACAUGUUUAUAUGUCAUAAUAUUGCACUACUUUUUCUACUUAUACUUACUUACACUUGAGUUUUUCAAGACUUAAUGCUCCUCCGAUCACUUGUAAUGCAUUCAGUCUCUCAACCAAUUACAGAGAAGUGACUCUGUAGCCAGAAUGCUAGAAACAAAACAGACACGAUGAAGGGUGGUCAGAGUACUACACUAUGUCUGUCAGUACAGGUCUGUGGAAUAAGACAGGAUGAAUAAAGCUAACAGCUAAAAUCUUAAUCUGACUGUGAGCAAUGAAGCCCGUGUGCCAUCAAUUUAAACAAGACUAGUUCAAAACCUAGUACAUGCCUGGACCGUCCUUUAUCUGUUUGCUUCUCUCCUACUCUUUGUGCUUACAUAUAUAGCAUUUUUAUACAGACCAAUUCCCAAUAAAGCUGUUCUGAUUUA